AUGGCCACUGAUGCUGGUUCGCGUGGGUUUACUGGUCGGGCUGGGAACGAGAGCGCGCCCAUGGCUGGUUGGAAGGCACCGCCAGCUAGGGUGGUGAAGGUGAACACGAAUGUCUCUCUUUCAGCGUCUGGUGAGUGUGGUAUGGGGCUGGUUGCAAGGGACUCUCGAGGUCGGGUGCUUGCUUCUGUCGCUGCUCGCGAGUUUCACUCUCUCACCAUUGCUGUGACUGAAGGUAUUGUUGUCAAAUGGGCAAUCAGGUUGGCUUUGGAUUUGGUCUUCAAGGAUGUGAUCUUUGAAACCGAUAACAUGCAAGUUGUUAGUGCAUGGUCUACGUUCUCCUCUAAUUUUUCGUAUUUAGCGUCUGUAGUGUCGGAUUGUGUUGCUUUGUUCUCUAGUUUUAGUUCGUUUAGCUUGUGUCAUGUUCGUCGCGGUGCGAAUAAGGCCGCUGAUUUUAUGGCAAAGUAUGCCUUGUCUGGUCAAUGUUUUGUUUGGAUAGAUGAUGCUCCUCAUGCUUUAGAGGGCAUACUAUCCAUGGAUGUUGCAGCAAUUUCUUCUUAA
Molecule: messenger RNA, 558 nt
Organism: Lotus japonicus
Lineage: Eukaryota; Viridiplantae; Streptophyta; Magnoliopsida; Fabales; Fabaceae
Exons: 1
Coding region: 1-558 (185 amino acids)
Molecular function (GO): RNA-DNA hybrid ribonuclease activity; nucleic acid binding
Source: RefSeq, a predicted model, not a curated record